GCCGGCAAAAGUUGGGCCGCUGCUAUUUCAGGUGACGACCUCAGGGACCUCCACGUCGCCGGUCGCAGACAAACCUGUCCGACGGCGCUCCAGGCGAACUGCCGGUCGCAAAGAAACCCGCGGUGCUCUAGCUUUUUUUGUCCGUUAGCGAGCGAUUUGAGAGAAAGGACCUAACAAGCCUCCAUCUUAAGAAAAAGCCUCUUUUAGACAUCCGAUCGCCGAAAAGAAGAGAGAGAAAAAAUCAAGAACUCGGAGCGUCUUCCUUUCUUUUUUGAAUUCUUUUUCCUGCGAAGAUUCGAACCCCAUUUUUUAUCACCUCUUCGUCCAAGAGAAUCUUUCUGGCGAUUUCCCCGCUCCGUUGCCGGAUCUACGAGGAUUCGUUGUUUUUGAUUAUAUAAUAGAACAUCUCUUUACAUAUUUAAGUCGAUAAUACAGCGAAAGCGAGCGGAGGAAUCUGGUAAAAGAGAGAGAGAGAGAGAGAGAGAGAGAGAGAGAGAGAGGGUACUUGUAAGUAAUUUAGGAUUUAUUAUUAAAUUUCAUAAUUUUUCUGGGUUUCCUAUCUGCUGUUUUUGUUCCAAGAAGACUUUUUUUUUUGGAUUCUAGCGUCUAUUUUUAUGCGAGGAAAAGGAAGAAAAAUACGUGGGGUUUGUUGAGGCGGCUGGUAUUCCAUAUUCCGUGGUUGGUACGAUAGGCUGGAGUUGGUAGGUGGACUGGCCGCCAUCUCCAAUUAUUUUCCCCGUUUUUUAAGUAGAAGCAGCCAGUGUUGCAGGAGAGCAGGCGGCGGGAUGGGGAGUUACGCCAAGCUCGCAAGGAGGGCGCUGGAGACCGAUACCCCUGUCAUGGUUCACAUACAAGAAUUGAUCCGGAAGGCUAAAGAUCCGAUAUCGCUUGCGCAGGGAGUUGUUUAUUGGCAACCACCUGCACAGGCUCUAGACAGGGUAAAAGACAUUGUAUGGGAACCUUCAACCAGUCGUUAUGGUGCUGACGAAGGUCUUCCUGAACUAAGGCAUGCUUUAAUUGAGAAGUUGCGUCGGGAGAAUAAAUUGAACAAGUCUUCAGUUAUGGUCACAGCUGGUGCAAAUCAGGCAUUUGUAAAUAUUGUGCUUACCCUAUGUGAUCCUGGGGACUCGGUUGUUAUGUUUGCACCAUAUUACUUCAAUGCAUACAUGUCCUUCCAGAUGACGGGCAUCACUAACAUACUGGUUGGUCCUUCCAAUCCCAAGACUCUUCAACCAGAAGUAGACUGGUUAGAGAAGACUCUAUCAGGAGAGGGCAACAAACAAAUACCCAAGCUUGUUACUGUUGUAAAUCCAGGAAAUCCAUCUGGGGUGUAUAUUCCAGAGCCGCUACUGAAGAGAAUUUCAGAUCUUUGUAAAAGUGCUGGUGCAUGGCUUGUUGUAGAUAAUACCUAUGAGUAUUUUAUGUAUGAUGGAUUGAAGCAUUCAUGUAUAGAGGGUAACCACAUAGUUAACCUCUUCUCCUUUUCUAAGGCAUAUGGAAUGAUGGGAUGGCGUGUGGGAUAUAUAGCAUACCCAACUGAGGUGGAGGGUUUUGGAGCACAACUCCUCAAAGUCCAAGACAAUAUACCGAUUUGUGCUUCCAUCAUAGGGCAGCAUUUGGCUCGCCAUUCCUUGGAAGUAGGACCCGAAUGGAUUAGAGAACGGGUGCAGAAGCUCGUGAAGAACAGGGAGGUGCUUGUGAAGGCUUUGGCUCCACUAGGGAAAGAUGCUGUUAAGGGUGGGGAGGGGGCCAUCUACCUCUGGGUGAAGCUUCCGGAUAAAUUUUCUGAUGAUUAUGAGGUUGUCAGGUGGCUGGUGAACAGGCAUGGGGUGGUGGUGAUUCCUGGAAGCUCCAGUGGUGGGCCUGGGAACAUCCGGAUAUCUUUUGGGGGGUUGAAUGAGGCUGACUGUGAGGUUGCUGCUGAGAGACUGAGAAGAGGAUUAGAAGAGUUGGUGAGGGAUGGGAUGGUACGGUAGCAACUG
Molecule: messenger RNA, 1982 nt
Organism: Phoenix dactylifera (date palm)
Lineage: Eukaryota; Viridiplantae; Streptophyta; Magnoliopsida; Arecales; Arecaceae
Source: RefSeq, a predicted model, not a curated record